AAAAUAGUAAUAAUCGGAUGAAUUGUUUCAGAGUUAUUGCCCUUAAUGACUUAGUAAAACCGCGUCAAAUUUGGCUUGUAGGCAGAUUAAGACUACAGUUUGUAUCUGAUUUUUGGUGAAACUUGUCAUGCAUGUAUAUUGAUGAGAUAUCAGUCAAAUCUGAAAUUGAUAAUAAUCGGAUGAUUAAUUUCAGAGUUAUUGCCCUUGACUUAGUAAAAACGCUUCAAAUUUCAAUUGUAGACACGAUAAAAACUAGGUAUGCAUGUAUAUAAUGAUGAGAUCUCGGUCAAGAUCGAAAUUGGCAAUAAUUGGAUGAACGGUUAGAGUGUUAUAGCGUCAAAUUUGGCUUCAGUUUCAGAGUUAUUGGCCUUGUAUGUACAGCGAUGACUAGGCCUUUUUAUUCAAGCAAAUCUUAUCAACUCGCUUUGGCAGCCGAGUUUCAUCACGUGGUACAAGUCAACUCUCCUUAAAUAAACGCUAGGUUUGGUGUAGCAAUGGCAGUCCAAGCUGACUUAGUAAUUAAGGCAUACUGCAAAUACAAAAUUACACUUGCUGUAUUAAUGAGACAGAAAAGUUUUAUUCCUGGUUCCAGCUUGUUAAGUAACCAACCAAGAAAGCCAGCUUACUCCAGAAUUUAAACCCCACGAGCCUUUUACAUUAAAUACUCUUGCCAUUCUGUUUGUUUAGAUAAGUUGGUCUGGUAUCGAGUUGCCUGCCCUUUCAAAUACACAGAUUAUUGAACAGUAGACUGUUUAUUUUUGGAUUGAACACAGUUAAAUCUGCCAAUGGAAUAAUUUCUUCUACCGAUGAUUCUCUUUGCUGUAAUACAAAUUCAAACGCUGAAGUGGUAUUCCUUGAAUAACCUACAUAUAUAAAGAUUAGCUGGCCUAUAGAUAUAAAUGAGGUCAGUUUAUAAGAAGACAUCAGUAAUUAUAUUCAACAAGAUAGUGACAACCAACUACCAUCUACCUGUACUGUCCAUUAACCAUCUGCAAUAUUCUAAGAUGGCAACUGUUAAAGUAAAUCCAAGAAUUGGUGUAUGUCAAUUUACAGCUACCAGCAACAAGGAAGAGAAUUUUUCAACAUGUAAGAGUCUUAUUGAAAAAUCAGCUGCUCUUGGAGCAAAGGUGAUCUUUCUACCAGAAGCCUGUGACUAUAUUGCUGAAACUAUACAAUCAUCAGUUGAUAUGGCUGAAAGUCUGGAUGGUCCUAUUUUAACACAGUUUAAACAGUUGGCACAGUCUAAUAAUGUUUGGUUGUCUGCAGGAUUUCAUAUCAAAUCAAAAAGUGAUGAAAAUAGAGUAUAUAACAGUCAUGUAAUGAUAAACAGUGAAGGUGUCAUCACAGCAGUGUAUAAUAAAGCUCAUUUAUUUGAUCUAGAUAUAAAGAAUACAGUUAAAUUAACAGAGAGUAGUUUUACUAUACCAGGUUCUCACAUUAUAGAACCUAUUCAAACACCAGUUGGUCGACUUGGUUUAGCUACAUGUUAUGAUUUGAGAUUCCCUGAUAUGGCCAUUACUUUACGUCAGCAAGGAGCAGAGAUUUUAACAUAUCCAUCUGUAUUUACACAAACUACUGGACUAGCCCAUUGGGAGCCACUAUUACGAAGUAGAGCUAUUGAAAACCAGUGUUAUGUGGUAGCAGCAGCACAAAUAGGAAAACAUAACAAUAAAAGAACCUCAUACGGCCAUUCUAUGGUUGUUGACCCAUGGGGAACUGUUAUAGCUCAGUGUAAAGAUGGAACAGAUGUAUGCCUAGCUGAAAUAGAUCAUGAAUAUUUAUAUAAAAUACGUCAAGAUAUGCCAGUUCAAUCACAUAAACGUACAGAUUUAUAUUCACCUAUUAAU
Lottia gigantea (owl limpet) is the source of this 1847-nucleotide messenger RNA. RefSeq lists its product as hypothetical. The annotation marks the transcript as partial. NCBI's taxonomy places the organism in Eukaryota, Metazoa, Mollusca, Gastropoda, Lottiidae. The transcript is spliced from 7 exons. The record is from RefSeq and is a predicted model, not a curated record. Gene Ontology annotation, molecular function: hydrolase activity, acting on carbon-nitrogen (but not peptide) bonds, in linear amides.